Molecule: messenger RNA, 564 nt
Organism: Dibothriocephalus latus
Lineage: Eukaryota; Metazoa; Platyhelminthes; Cestoda; Diphyllobothriidea; Diphyllobothriidae
Source: the annotation of a GenBank genome assembly
AUGUACAACGGGAUUGGUUUGGCGACACCCAGAGGCAGCGGGACGAAUGGAUACGUUCAGAAAAAUCUGGCGUUCGUCACGAGCUUCAAAGACAAGAUAAACUAUAAAACAGAUGAUGACAUUAAACGGUCGGACGCCAUUACUUUUAAAGAACCAAACAAGGAUAUUUUACUUCAUGAAAAAAAGCGAAAGAUCGAAGUUAAGUGUUUUGAGCUUCAAACUUUGAUGGAAGAACAAGGAUACACCGAGGAAGAAAUCAACGUAAAGGUCACAGCGCUUCGGAAGCAGCUUUUGUCAAAGAUUGAUGAUGAGGAUGUUGCUCCUAAGCGCUUCAUUGACGCAAUCCACCCCAAAAAUGAACACAAUCCUGAGCUACCUCGACUAAUUCCAAAGGGCACUCAUGAAAUCGCGGCAGUCAGUAUACUGAAAAAUUCGGUAUUCAAGGAUGCGUUAGGUAUUAGCGAGGAUUACGAAGAUGGUAGUUCAAUGAAAAUGGCUGCUCUUCGACGAAAGCAGGCGGAAGAAUCUCGAGCGCUAUUUGAGGCUCAAAAAAGAUUGCAGUGA